This is a messenger RNA of Fulvia fulva, 933 nucleotides long. RefSeq lists its product as uncharacterized. The record is from RefSeq and is a predicted model, not a curated record. The coding region runs from base 1 to 933 and encodes 310 amino acids. NCBI's taxonomy places the organism in Eukaryota, Fungi, Ascomycota, Dothideomycetes, Mycosphaerellales, Mycosphaerellaceae. The transcript is spliced from 3 exons. Gene Ontology annotation, biological process: carbohydrate metabolic process.
AUGAGUCACGACACGGACCCCGACACCACCGUGUCCAUCAGAUUCAAUAACCUGUACUACAUCGCCUCUCCCAAUGUGCCUGCAGCAGAGCUGGCCCAAUACACCGGCUACUUCCACAGCUCCGAUCCUCUACUAACCAGAUCUGGGACGCAGGCGCACACACUCUGCAGCUCUGCACCACAGAUGGUUGUUGGCCUCGGAGCUGCACUUCACUUCGUCGACAACUCAACAGCCCCCAUGAACGGCACCCGCAUCCUAGACUGGGCCCGAAUUGGUCAAGGGGGACUGAACAUUACCCUCAAUGCCCUCCUUUACGGCGCAUUGACAAAAAUGGCAACUCUCGCUCCAGACCUCGGGAUUGAACAGGCAGACGCUGCCACUUGGUCUUCCACAGCGCAAAAGCUGAAAACAUCAACCCAAGCACUCCUCUUCGACCAGUCCGCCAACCUCUUCAGAGAUAAUACGACCUCCUCCGGCUCAACCAUCCACCCUCAAGACGGCAACGUCCUGGCCAUAACCCAAAAUCUCACCGCCACCUCCUACCAAUCUCACCUCAUCUCCACCACCCUCGCCUUCCGCCUCACUCCAUUCGGCGCCCCAGCCCCAGAGCUCCCCUCCUCGAUCUCUCCUUUCAUUGGAUGUCAAGAAAUAUUCUCCCACUUCGCCACAGCAGAAGGUAACGCCUCCGCGGCCCUGAACCUCAUCAAGACGCAGUGGAGAUACAUGCUCCGCGCUUUCAGCAACUGCAGUACAAUCGAAGGCUAUGAUGCCGAUGGGUCGUUGAUGUAUGGGUGUUACCCUGGUGCGGAGAGCUUUGUGAGUCAUGCGCAUGCGUGGAGUACAGGGCCAGUGUAUUCGCUUCUGACAGAGGUGGUGGGGUUGAAGGCGAGUAAGAUUGAUGUGAUGGCCAGGGAAGGAAAUUUGGAGUUUUAG